AUGGCAAAAUCCUCACGACGCUCCGGUCGUGGCAAAGCACCAUCAUCCGGCACCUCAUCACCAAGCUCCGCAUCCCUAGGCCCGAUCCCACCAUUCACGAAAGUCCCAGAAGCCCUACAACCCUUCGUCGAACCCCUCUCCCCCUCCGAAGUCUACCUCAUCCACAUCGACACAACAGCCGAAGAGCUAAAGCGGCAAACCUUCACCGUCCCCCUCAUCGUGAACGUGAUAAUCGGCGCCGUGAUCGCCUUGCGCGUGUACCAAGGAAUCAGCACAUACCCAGCGCUAUUAGCGACGCUAAUCGGGCUGCAAAGCUCGAUGACGGUCGACACGGCCGCAACCCCGUGGACAGAAGCGGCACAAAUCAUCAUCCGGCGCACGGGAACGGUCUUCAUCGACUACUUCCUCGUGACUAUUUUCCUGUCGUGGCCGAUCAACUUCAUCAAGGGGCCCGUGCGCUGGCGUCGUGCGAUCGGGUUCUGCGAGCGGGAGGUCAUCGUGCGGUGCAGCCGGUCUGCGUGGAGUAAGAAGCUCGAGCGCAAUAAGUGGAUUCGCGAGGACGAGGAGCAUCGUGAUAAGAUCGUUGCUGCUGUGACGCCUGAGCGGGUCGGGAAGACGGGGUACUUGUUGGUUGAUGGGGACUGGAAUUUGGAUUAUGCGGCUAUGGUUCGUGCGCAUGCUCUGGUGGAUCGGACGCGCAGGGGUGAUGGGGUUCAGCUGGAUGAAUUCCGGCUUGCUGUGCUGGUUCACACUGAUGCGGACGGUUGGUUGAUUUGGCGUGUUGGGGAUGAGAAUACCACGGCUGGGGAGAAACGGUCUGUUCAACGGGACCAGAUCCUUGCCUUUAGGGAGAAGUUGACUGAGAUGGGGAAGGAAGAUCUCUUCCUGCGUUGGGUCGAGCUUAUCCAGUGGGAGAGUUCACAGCCCGGUGGCUUCACUCCAGAGCGCCAGCGGUCUGCGAUGGUACAAGCGAAGCAAAUGUUCGAAGAAGAGAAUGUGGACUUUAGUCGUUUCUGGGACGAUAUGGGCGGCAUGGAAGGCGUGGACGGGUUAGACUAG
Molecule: messenger RNA, 1059 nt
Organism: Penicillium bovifimosum
Lineage: Eukaryota; Fungi; Ascomycota; Eurotiomycetes; Eurotiales; Aspergillaceae
Exons: 1
Coding region: 1-1059 (352 amino acids)
Source: RefSeq, a predicted model, not a curated record